Messenger RNA from Effrenium voratum, 535 nucleotides. Lineage: Eukaryota; Dinophyceae; Suessiales; Symbiodiniaceae. The record is from the annotation of a GenBank genome assembly.
UCGGUCUCCGCCUUUUUGCACGCUUCCUUGACUGCUGCCAUGUCCGGCUCAGAAAAAAGGGGCCGCCACACGCACACAGACAGGGACAGCCGAGCAGCCAAGGUCAUGGCACGCCGCGCCCCAGCGCUGCUUCUCUUGGCAGCUGCUUGCCUUCUCUAUGGCGCACUGAACGCUUUUGUGGCUGCAGGAACACAGGUGCCUCGAGCACCCGCGGUGUCCAUGAACUUCUUCCAGAAGGAGGAGCCGAAGCCCACGGAACCGCCGCCGGAAAGUGGCCCCUCCUUCGGUGAUGGCCCAAUCUUCGCGAUCGGCGCUGUGCUGAUCCUGCUGCCCUUCCUGAUCGCCGGGCCGGCGCCGGAGAACGCCAACGAGACGCUGGUGAGACAGGAAUCUGAGAGGGCUUCCUCUCCAUUCUGAUCGGCUCGCGCUCGCGCUGCGGGCGUUUGAUCCCACAGCGCUCGUUGAUGCGCUCGCGCCGUUUUGGGUGCCCGAUCGCAUAUCACGCCCCUGCCCAGCGGGUUCUAUUUGGCAUUGG